AUGAUCAGUUUUUUCAUACUUUGUAUACUUCUUGUUAUUUCCUUUGAUAUAUCCCUUAGUGUUUACCCUGCGAAGGGGGGAGUACCUAUCGAAGCAAAACAAGGCACACAUGAUCACAUACAAUUUGAAAAUAUUCCAGAUGAAGAAAAUUAUUAUACUCAUGAAGAUGUAUAUUACGUGUCGGGAGAAGUAAGUCCACCAGUUGACUAUAAUGACAUUUCGGAAAAUUAUAAAAAGAAAAUGAUAAAUUUUGAUGAUAUUGAAAAAAUAAAUAAUUUGAAAAAUUUAAAUAGGACAAGUACUUUUCAAAAUAUGCAGAAAGUUUAUUAUGAAAACAAUACUUACAACAGCCAAUUAAAUAAAAGUAUAAAAAAGAUUUUAAGCAUUGCAUUAAACGUACCUAUACAUGAAAUAAAACUUCAUGAUAUCAAUAUGCUGCUUAAGAAAUGGAGACAGGUGAACAAAGAAAAAAAAAAUUUAACUAAAACGUAUAACAAUGAGUAUUAUUUUAAAACAGUUAAAAUGCAUGAUCCUCACCUGAACAGAGCAAUAAAUACAGACAGAACAGCGGAAUUAGCAACUCACACAGGAGUAAAAAACAUAUACAACGAAUCAUUUAUAAGUGCUGAUUAUUUGCUUCAGUUAACUUUUUAA
This is a messenger RNA of Plasmodium malariae, 654 nucleotides long. Its product is annotated as conserved Plasmodium protein, unknown function. The record is from RefSeq and is a predicted model, not a curated record. The transcript has a single exon. The coding region runs from base 1 to 654 and encodes 217 amino acids. NCBI's taxonomy places the organism in Eukaryota, Apicomplexa, Aconoidasida, Haemosporida, Plasmodiidae.